AUCUCCUCUCUCUCGCUAGUCUUCAGCUGCGCCUCUGAUGUCUCUCCAGUCUUGCCUAAGUCGCCGUCUCCUCUCCUUUCUCCCUCGAUCUCGCAGGUCGCGCCCUUGCCUUGCUUGAUCGGCCUUCAAUCAGCCCACUAGCUAGAUCCUGUCUCAAGUCUCGUUUGCAACGUGUGAUGGCUCUAGCCACUAACACCUCAGGAAUGGAGUUUGAGGUAUUCCUGAGUUUCAGGGGACUAGAUACUCGAGAUAACUUUACUAGUUGCCUCUAUUAUGACAUGGUGGAGAAAGAAAUCCGUGUCUUCAAAGACGAUAAAGAGCUCUCGGUCAGUCAAAAGAUUGAGGGAGGGCUUUUGCGAGCCCUAAACGACUCUCAAAUCUAUAUCCCCAUCUUCUCUAAGGGCUUCGCUUCCAGUCCAUGGUGUCUUCGUGAGGUUGCGCAUAUGGUAGAUUGCACUUCAAAAUCAGUUGGGAAAAAGGAGAUCCUCCCUAUCUUCUUUGACGUGGAGAUAGAUGAUGUAAAACUUAAAACCAAAUUGUACAGAGCUGCCCUCUCCGAGCAUGAGAAGAAUUACGACUCACGUGAAGUAAAACGCUGGGGAGAUGCUCUCGUUGAGGUUCCGACAAGAGUAGGUUGGAAGCUUGAAGGAAAAGGGUAUGGUGAACUUAUAAAACUAAUUGUUCGAGAGGUUCUGCUUAAGCUGAAGGGGAAGAAUAGAACUCUUCCUGACCAUCUAGUUGAAAUGAAUGAUGUAGAAUAUAUAGAGGAACUGCUGGAUAGUAACUCUGAUGACCAUGUACGUUUCAUUAUAAUCCAUGGGACGGGUGGUAUUGGCAAAUCAACUCUUGCUAGUGUUAUCUUCAACCGACUCCGGUCUAAAUUUGAUUAUUGUAGUUUCCUUGAAGAUGUCCAAAGUCAUCGUCUUUUAGACAUGCAAAAGAAACUACUAUCCGAAACAUUGGGCUCGAACUCUACUCAAGAAAUGUAUGACACCAACGACGGGAUCGAUCGCAUAACAAGAGGACUUGGCAAAGCAAAAGUUCUGGUUGUUGUCGACAAUGUGGACGAGAAGAAGCAACUUGAGAACUUGGUAGGAAGCUAUGAUUGGUUUGAGAGUGGAAGUAGGAUCAUUGUCACACUUAGGGACAUAAGGAUAAUACGAAAUAAAGACAACCAAAGGCAACCUAGCUAUUACAUGGAUUACUCAGUAAAGGAGAUGCCCUUUGAUUUAGCGAUUCAGCUUUUUAGUAAGCAUGCUUUUAGAAGUGAUACUCCUCCAGAAGAUUGCUACAAAUUCUCAGAAAAAGUCGUUUCAAGCGUAGGAAGGCUUCCUUUGACUUUGGAAGUCGUAGGUUCCCUUUUCGCCUCCACAGCCAGAUCGGAAUGGGAUGAGACAUUGGAGGACUUAAAGCAAGCCCCAUGUACAGACGUUCGACAAACAUUGAUGAUAAGUAUCAACAAAUUGGAUGAUAUAGAAAAAGCCAUAUUUCUAGACAUAGCAUGUUUUUGCAUCCGGGAGAAAAAGACUUAUGCAGACUACAUGUGGCGUAAUAGUGGCUAUUCUUCACGCAGCGUGAUUGAUGUUCUUCUGCUCAUGUCAUUGAUAAAGAUCGAUGAGGACAAUAGAUUUUGGAUGCAUGAUGAAGUUCGAGAUCUAGGAAGGUACAUUGUCAAAAAAGACAAUGUUGAAGAUGCUGGAAAGCGCAUUUGGGUGUCGAUUGAUGAGAAUACUUUAGACAUACUGAGAAGCAACGAGGAAAAACAAGUUGUACGAGCACUCAGUAUAGGUAUUAGUCAUGACUUAACACCUGGAGAAUUAUCCCGUCUGCCACAGCUGAGGUUCCUUGGAGGGCGGAGAAUGAAUUUCGUAGGCAACUUCAAUAAUCUUCUUCGUAAUCUGAGAUGGCUGUCUUGGCAUCAUUGCCCAUUCAAUCUUUCAGCCGUGAAUCUUCACCUGGUGAAUUUGGUCGUGCUUGACCUUUCGAGAAGCAACAUCACCCACAAUUGGGGUGGAUGGAGGCAAAUCAAGAAGGCGAAAAAGUUGAAAGUUCUAGAUUUAACGGGAUGCAAGAGGUUAACCAAGACACCCAAUUUUUCCAAGUUUGGCAAGUUGGAGAAAUUGAUUCUCACUUGGUGUGUGAGAUUCGCUACGAUUGACAAGUCAAUCAAUAAGCUAAGACAACUAAGGACUUUAGAUAUCAAGGGGUGCCAUUCCCUUCAAGGGUUGCCCAAGGAAAUCGGUUCUCUAGAAUGCUUGUCGGAGAUUAUCGUGCCCCAAACUACCGAGUCAUCCUUAUCCGAAUUGUUCAAGCUUCCUGAGACACUGGGCAAUCUAAAAUCUUUGAUGAGGUUUCAAACUUUGAAUAACUAUAGCAUCCACCAACUUCCUUACUCUAUUGGAAAGUUAACAAAUCUUACAUGUUUGUGGUUGACUGAUUGCUAUAAUCUAAUAGAGCUUCCAGACUCUAUUGGGGAAUUAGAAUCAUUGGUUGAGUUAAAUAUAAGGAAUUCAAACAUCAGUGUUCUCCCUGAUUCCAUUGGAAAUCUAAAGAGACUAAAAGUCUUAAAUGUGGCAUCCACAGAGAUACACACGAUACCUUGUGCGCUCGAAAGGGUGGAGACACUCGAAGAGCUCAAUGCCUCGUCGCUGGCUUCUCCCGUUGCCAAAGCUUCCCUUGAGCUUGAAAUGUCUAGUGGUUGA
Messenger RNA from Eucalyptus grandis, 2702 nucleotides. Its product is annotated as disease resistance protein RPV1-like. Gene Ontology annotation, molecular function: ADP binding. The record is from RefSeq and is a predicted model, not a curated record. Lineage: Eukaryota; Viridiplantae; Streptophyta; Magnoliopsida; Myrtales; Myrtaceae. Gene Ontology annotation, biological process: defense response; signal transduction. The transcript is spliced from 6 exons. Bases 177 to 2702 code for a protein of 841 amino acids.